CCUCGCACACGACAUCCAAGCAUGCGCAGUGGGACCUCCCAGUGCAGACAGGAGUAGAAACACGGAGAAGCAUCCAGAGGAGGGGAUUUAACAAAAAGAAUAAACCCCACCGUAAAUGGGUUUAUCACAACACCGGACCUCAGUGGCGUCGCUCCCGUUCGUCUCGACCGAUUGUUUUGGAUGGAUUGUAUCGUUUACGUCUCUCCCAGAGGCCUUGCAACGCCCAGCCUGCAGUGGCAGCCAUAGCUCGGAGGUUAGCCACCCGGUAGGCUAACGGAGGGCUGUAGGUUGAAGGGUCGUGCUGUUGUUCCAUGUGUUGAUGUCAGCCAAAAGUGUCUAAAACUCUCACCAGCCGCUACCAUGGCCGUGUUCAGUCACCAGGUGCUCCUCGCUGUUACCAGAUCACGGGGGUCUUAUUUGUUAUCCAAGAGGCACAACUGCUCCUCUCUGUCCUCCAGGGCCUACCUUCACGUAGACCCUCCUCGCCACGUCGCAUCUUCGUUUUCACUCAGGCACUCCCGCCACGGCUACCCCCACUCCCCGCGAGGCCAUGCCUUAGGCCACAGGGGCCACAGCUCCGCCCUGCUCGCCCGCUCCCUACACAGCUCAGGAGUUUGGCUCCAGGACAUAAAGCAGGAGGAUGCUAAGCCCACGCCAGACGCUACCUUGGACACGUCUCCAGACUCUAAAAAGGGCUCUGAGGCUGGUGCACAACAGUCCCAACCUCCAUCAGCCGCCGCCGCCGCCGCCGCCGUCUCUCCAGCUCAGGAGAAGGCCUUGCUGAAAAAGUCUCUGUAUCAGAGGAUUGUGGAUGAGUUGAAACAUUACUACAAUGGCUUCCGGUUACUCGGCAUCGACACCACGAUUGCCGGCAGGAUGGUUUGGAGGCUGCUGCACGGACAAGUGCUCACACGCAGGGAGAGGAGGAGGCUGUUGAGGACCUGCGCCGACCUCUUCCGCCUCGUGCCCUUCAUGGUGUUCAUCAUCGUUCCUUUCAUGGAGUUCCUCCUCCCCGUCUUCCUCAAGCUCUUCCCGGAGAUGCUGCCCUCCACGUUUGAGACGGAGUCUAAAAAGGAGGAGAAGCAGAAGAAGGGUCUGGCUGCGAAGCUGGAACUGGCCAAGUUCCUGCAGGAGACCAUCGCUGAAAUGGCCCGAAGGAAUAAAGCCAAGGCUCUGACAGAGGACGAGACGCAGCGCUUCUCCACGUAUGUCCAGAAGGUCCGGGGCACCGGUGAGCAGCCCACAACGAAGGACAUCGUCCGGUUUUCGAAGCUCUUCGAGGACGAGCUGACGCUGGAGCACCUGGAGCGCCCCCAGCUGGUGGCUCUGUGCAAACUGUUGGAGCUGCAGCCCAUCGGCACAAAUAACCUGCUGCGUUUCCAGCUGAUGAUGCAGCUCAGAACCAUCAAGGCAGACGACGAGAUGAUUGCAGCAGAGGGCGUGGCAGCUAUGAGCGUGUCAGAGUUACAGGGAGCGUGUCGUAGUCGUGGGAUGAGGUCUCUGGGUCUCACCACCGAUCAGCUACGUCAGCAGCUGCAACAGUGGCUGGACCUUCACCUAAAGGAGAACGUUCCUCCGUCCCUGCUGCUGCUCUCCAGAGCCAUGUACCUGACGGACCUCAAACCAAAAGCCCCCGUUAUCCCACCUGUUCCCAAACUAGAGAAGCCUUCGGUGGAGAACUUGGGAUCCAACGCGGCCCCAGUGAACAGUGACGUGUUGAAGGACCCUGCUCUCAUCAUCAAAGACAGGCCGGUGGAGGAGGUGAGAGACAAGGCUCCUGUGGUGUCGGACAAACCUCUGACUCCUGCUGAAGUCCUUCAGGCCAAAGCAGCGACAGAGGUGACCCAGAAGAGCAAGAUGAGCGCCAACGGCGUGUGAAGAGGAGCGGGAGCCUCCGGACCGAGGACGGGACCGACUCGCUGCUGUAGGGGGGACGGGUGGAGAGGAGGGUCGGGGGGUCAGGUCUACAUUUCAGUAGAUUUAUGGACCUCCAUAAAAACAACCCCCCUCUUCUCUCUUUGAACCUCAAGUCCAGCUGCUUCGUCUCAGCACCUUGACCUUUUAACAUCCAUGCACUCUGUUCUCCAUCACUCUCCUGACGUUACUUCAGCAGCUGCACCGCUGAUGUUCUGGUGGUUUCUCCCUACAGUCCAGACGGUCUCCUCCUCCAUCUGUAAAUUUGUAAAUAUCAUGUAUAUUUUUUUUUUUUUUUGUCUUUUUUGUCUUGCGUCAAAGAAGCAGCAGAUUUGUACAGUUUGCUAUGCAACGGCCCGAGUUAAUCUCUCAACAGUUUUAUUUUCUUUUAUUUGCAGACAGAUUUAUUUUUUUUUUUUUUAAAGCUAAUAUUGAGAAUAUACGAGAGAAGUCUUCGGAAAUACUUCAGCUGCCUCACCUUCGUUGUUGCUCGGUGAGCUCUGUUGUGAGGACGCAAAAACAAAAACAAAAAAAAGAUGGAACGUCCAGAACCUGCGAUUUGAAUAAAAUGCAAAAGGUUCAGUCAAAAUGUCAGAAAUGUCAUUUUUAGAUCUGGACCGGCCCUGACGUUAGUUCACUGCUGCUAGAAUUAGAGAAUGAAGACUCGUACGAACCUAGAAGUGAUUCACUGUCUGCCUCCACCGAGAGACAAUCUGUAAGACGUGCAGAUUUUAUUUACAUAUACAGAGUAUGUAUUGUGUUUUAACACUAUGAUGCUAAAAUGUCUUUAAGCUGAAAAAGAAAAAAAGAAGAAAAUACUUGAUGUUACCAAUAUAGAUAUAUAUUAUUAACGUGGGGGAGAAGCCACACAUGAGAUUGAUAUUUUUUUGGUAUAGUUUAGAUCCAUUCACCCAAACGUCCUUUAAGUGUGAUCCUAAAGGUAAUGAUUGGAGUAUUUAAAAAAAAAAAAAAACGGUUUUGUGUGUUAUUUGACAACGCUCCUCGAUUCUGUCACUCCUGUGUAGAGACUUGACACGGACGGCGUCGCUGUCCAUUUUUCUCUCAUUGCUGUUUAUCCGUAGGCACCUCUGAGACGUGGAGGCUUUUUAAAGCCGAAUUGGCUGCUGGUGAACAUUUUGUGUUAUUGGUUUUUACAUAUGUGCCUAAGGUUAAAGGGCAAUUGUUUGCAUUGUUCGACGGAGGACAGGUUUUCUAUAUUAUACCGUUUCCGCUUGUGCUUUGAUUCUUGUUUAAAGCGCCCAAGUUGCACCUUUUCUCUUUCGUGGAAUGUCUCCUCUUCCCUUUCCCAUUUGGUCUCAUCAAAAUCUUAUCAGUGUUGACGCGGAUUCGGAAAAGCAAACAACUUUUCAGCCAAAUCUGCACUUGGCGGUGUGAAGGAGAUCAAGAAAAAAAAAAAAAAAACAACCUGAAAAAUGACCCAAAUAGUUCCUUCAUUUACUCUGGUUUGUGCUCUGCUGCCAAUUUUUAAGAUGUUACGUUGUUACCCCUGAAGUACUGAUUGGACGUGAAAUGAUUUAUGCAACUUUUACGGCAGUUUUUAAACAAAAGGGGUUGGCGCUCUCUAAAGAGUAACUUCAACACAUCAUCAAAUACAAGAUUACUGUUCAGGAGGAGUUAAUGUGGAGGGUUUUUCCUGGUCUGAUACGUUCAACAUCAGACCAACAACUGAAAUUAGUUCCUAUGAGAAUAAUUCUUCUGCAUCCACAGCUCAUUUUUGGUCCUAAACAUUGGUCCUUGUGUCAUCAGUGAGUGUUUACCUUUCAUCUAAAAACUAUGAUUUCUUCCUGUUCAACAUUGCACUGCUGUCCAGUUAAGUUUGUACCUGGCAUUAAAUUUGUGCGUGACUCCACCAGAGAAAAAAUGUUUGUUUUUUUUUUGGAUCGGACAGAAUUGACACGAUUAAAAUGAUAAGACCCUUUA
Molecule: messenger RNA, 3855 nt
Organism: Mugil cephalus (flathead mullet)
Lineage: Eukaryota; Metazoa; Chordata; Actinopteri; Mugiliformes; Mugilidae
Gene: letm2
Product: leucine zipper-EF-hand containing transmembrane protein 2
Exons: 11
Coding region: 361-1878 (505 amino acids)
Biological process (GO): intracellular monoatomic cation homeostasis
Cellular component (GO): mitochondrial inner membrane
Molecular function (GO): ribosome binding
Source: RefSeq, a predicted model, not a curated record